This is a messenger RNA of Wyeomyia smithii (pitcher-plant mosquito), 1854 nucleotides long. RefSeq lists its product as uncharacterized. The transcript is spliced from 4 exons. The record is from RefSeq and is a predicted model, not a curated record. NCBI's taxonomy places the organism in Eukaryota, Metazoa, Arthropoda, Insecta, Diptera, Culicidae. Gene Ontology annotation, molecular function: sequence-specific DNA binding. Bases 117 to 1097 code for a protein of 326 amino acids.
UGAAUCUGUCAAAUUCAGUGCAGAAAUUUGUAAAUAUUAACUUGAUCUGCAUUCAUCGCUUAGUGCACUCGUGUUUUACUUUAAAAAAACUAAAAAAUCGAAAUAAAACAUUAAAUAUGGUAGCAAACCUAAAGAAUGUGAAAUUACGUUGCGUAAUUCAUUCUUGCCGGACCCGAGCUCCAGUUUUGUAUCCUGUGCCUAUGGAGAUGCAAAAGAUCCUAAAAUUAGAGCGUAAUCCAGCGCAUCGGAUAUGCAGUAACCAUUUUUCUCCAGAUGAUUUUAUUACAUAUAAGCGAUCAAAGUUAAACGCACAAGCAACACCAACGAUAAUUUCGAAAGGAUGCAUUGCCAAACAGAUAGUUCCUAAAGAGGGAUGCUGGGUGGUUGGAUGCAAUGUAAAAACCAAGAAGCGUUUGGUCAAAAUUCCUCAUAAUGAUGCCAUUCGUAAAAAGUGGAUAUCAUCGCUAGAGCUUACCAACAAUAUUGAAGACAAAGUAUUGCGUGAAUUGAUGAUAUGCCAUAAACAUUUUCGUGAAGAUGAUUGGUCGUUAGUAACAACGAAGUACUUUAAGUCAACUGCUGUUCCACGGCGAGCUAUCGGUGCGAAGAUCAAGAAACCUCUACACAAGGCCAAAAUAUAUGUACACUCAAGCUGUAAUGACGAUAAUGUCACACCGGAGCAUGGAUACUCUUUUCCAUUUACACUUCCUCGCAGUAGAACUAUGUGUUUUGUUACUGGUUGCACUGCAAAAGCUGGGAAUGGAAUAAAACUACACAUGUUUCCUUUCAACGACAGAAAUGUUUGUAAGCAAUGGAAGCAUGCAAUCCGUAGAGUCACAACCCCGACGAAAAAUUCCAGAGUAUGCAGCCGACACUUUUUACCCUCAGAUUACAGAGCAGGAGGAAAUCGCCUGAAACCGAGUGCGAUACCAUCGAAACAUUUACCUUCACCAAGAACCACACAUGAUAUAAAACUGAGUAAAAUUGUUCGUGUGUCUUGUAGGCAGCGUUGCCAGGUCAUUUUUUUAAAAAUCUGGAAAAGGCAAAAAAAAAAUCUGGAAAAAAAUCUGGAAGUCAUUUCGUGGGGUGAAAGGUAAAUUCUUCGGGUAAAAGUCUUGGGGUACGUAAAAUUUGAGGUGACAAAAUUGCAAAAUUUCGCGCCAAAUUUGAAGUGAUGACCUUUUUGCGGAACAGAGAAAAUAAAAUCUGGAUAAAAUCUGGAUCAUUCAUGAAAAAUCUGGAUAAUUGGACAUCAAAUCUGUCUACCUGGAUACAUGUUCAAAAAUCUGGAUAAUCCAGCUAAAUCUGGAUACCUGGCAACGCUGCGGGUAGGAGACGCUUCAACCAUGAUCUAUCCCCUUCAGGCAUACCUGAUGAUCUUCGAUCGUUCAGAGAUUUCAGCGGUGAUGGCGAUAGAGAAUUAAAAGAACAUUCGAGUACUUUGGAUGGGUUUCUGGCGAAUAAUGCUUCGGAUGCUGACCGCAACAGUUUUGCAUUAAAUGCUACGUGCAGCUCGAGUAAUCCAACAUUGAACGACGGUCAAAUAUAUGUUUAUGCCUAUGGUGGAAUAAGCCAUGUUCACAACUCUAAUGAACAGGAUAAAAUUUAUACCGACGUUCAAUAUCAGCAGGACGAUCCAGUACUCCACUAUAAUCCGAUCGAUUUCAUUGAACAGGCUCGCGAAAAAAACUUCAAAUUUAGCAAACAAGCCACACUCACGAGUCUAAUUAAAUCAGAUCGGGACGCAAGUGUUUGGACAGGAGUUGCUUCACUGAAGCAAUUAGAUGCCAUUUGUAUAUCUGUUAAAGCAUUAGAAGAUCAAGUAUACCAGAAGCGGUUCAAGGCACACGCUGU